This is a messenger RNA of Tetrahymena thermophila SB210, 603 nucleotides long. RefSeq names its product DOPA 4,5-dioxygenase. NCBI's taxonomy places the organism in Eukaryota, Ciliophora, Oligohymenophorea, Hymenostomatida, Tetrahymenidae. The transcript has a single exon. The record is from RefSeq and is a predicted model, not a curated record.
AUGAAAAAAUUCACUAUUUGCUUAUUAGCUCUUGUAGCUUUUGCUUUGGCUCACCCAACUAAAUAUUAAGUUGAAAGAAAUAUCACUUGCUUUGAACCAACCCCUGCUCCUAUAAAAUCCUGGCACAUUCACAUUCUUUACUGGUAAAAUAGCCAAAAGAGUGUUGAAGGAGCUUUUAAAAUUCGUGACUAAUUCAUUAAAGACUUCGCCAACGUUCUUGGUGCUCCCUGCACUGACCUUUUCCACUAAGAUCACUUAUGUAUGUUUGAUCCUGAUAACGAACCUGCUGGUCCUUUCUUGACUGCUCAAUGGUCAGCAUUUGUCCCUCUUGAACAUUUCUAAGCUGUUACUCAAUGGUCUAUUUAAAAUAGAAAUGGAUAUGAUUUACUUAUUCACCCUAAUAGUGGUUGUGAAGUCGAAGAUCAUACUUGGUGGGCUAUGUGGAGUGGUACUCCUUGGUAACUCGACACUUCUAUCUUUUCUCAUGAUUAACCUUUCCCUUGGCCUGAAGAUAAGGAAUCUUUGAAAGCUCACUAAAAGUAAGCUGAAGAAGAAUCCCUCCUUAUUAAAUUAUUCAACAGAUACCAUCACAACAAUAACUGA